UAUACAUGUAUGCAAGUUGCUGUUAGUCUUUGACAUCACAAUUCUGUUGCUUCCAAAUACUUUCACCUUAUAUCUGACUUUCCAAACCAAAGAUGGCUGAGACUGUCCUUAAUGUUGUUGCUGAGGAAAUACUAGGCAAGCUGAUUUCACUUGCUACUGAGCAAAUCGGCCUUGCUUGGGGUUUCGAGGAGGAGCUGACUCGUCUUCGUGACUCAUUCGCCUUGAUUCAAGCUGUGCUGGCUGAUGCGGGGAGAAGGCAAGUGAGAGAAGAGUUGGUGAGGCUUUGGCUAGAGAAGCUUAAAGAUGUUGCUUAUGAUGCUGAUGAUGUGCUGGAUGAGCUUGCUUAUGAGAUUCUCCGCCGAAAGGUAGAGAUCCGAAACCAAAUGAAGAGAAAGGUAUGCUUCUUCUUUUCACUUUCAAACCCCAUUGCAUUCCGUAUCAAGAUGGCCAACAAAGUUAAGACUAUUCAUGAAUCGCUAAAAAGGAUUAAUGAUGAAGCAAAUGGAUUUGGACUUAUUAGAGCAGGAUCGGUAUAUGGUAAUCCUGAGACUAUACCAAACCGAGAGACAGAUUCAUUUCUUGACCAUUCAGAAGUUGUAGGAAGGGAAGAUAGUGUUUCAGAAAUAGUGAAGUUAGUGACUAGUACAACUGGUCAACAACUCUCAGUCAUUCCCAUAGUAGGAAUGGCAGGUUUGGGAAAAACAACUUUAGCAAAACUAGUGUACAAUCAUGAGCUAGUAAAGAAUUAUUUUGAUAAGAAAAUAUGGGUAUGUGUCUCUGAUGAUUUUGAUGAUAAAAGUAUUUUAAGAGGGAUUCUUGAAUCCCUUACUGGUAACCCAAGUCAAUUAGAAAGUAAGAAUGCAAUACUUCAAAACCUUCAAAAAGAGUUGCAAGGAAAAAGAUAUCUUCUCAUUCUUGAUGACGUUUGGAAUGAAGAUUUACUGAAAUGGGAUGCAUUAAGGGGUUGUUUGUUAGGAAUUAAUUCAAAUUUUGGAAACAAUAUUAUUGUAACAACCCGUAGUCACAAGGUGGCAGGAAUCAUGGAAACACUUUCUCGACAUCAAUUAGAAAAACUAGAUGAUGAUGAAUGUUGGUCCAUAAUCAAGAAAAGGGUAUCUGCAGUUCCAUUAACUCCAGAUUUAGAGGCUAUCGGAAGAGACAUUGCUAAAAAAUGUGGAGGGGUUCCAUUAGUAGCAAAAGUUUUAGGAGGGACAAUGUCACUAAAAAAGGUGAAAAGUCAAUGGUUGACAAUUCAAAAUAGUGAAGUUUGGAGUAGCCUACAUGAUAGCAAUGACAUGUUACCAAUAUUAAAAUUAAGCUUUGAUUAUCUUUCAUCACCAUCUUUAAAACAAUGUUUUGCAUAUUGUUCAAUUUUUCCUAAAGAUUAUGUUAUGGACAAGGAAGAAUUAAUUCAACAUUGGAUGGCUGAAGGGUUCCUUCAACCAUCUCAAGGAAGUGAUUUGGUGAUGGAGGAUAUUGGUAUUAUGUAUUUUGAUAUCUUGGUAGCAAAUUCCUUAUUGCAAGAUGUGGAAAAAGAUAAAUAUGAUAAUAUUGUGAGUGGUAAAAUGCAUGAUUUGGUACAUGAUCUUACCCUCUCAAUUUCAAAAUUGGAAACCUUGAUUGUGAAGGGAGAUUCGAUGGAUGAUAUUAGUCAUGUACGACAUUUAUCUAUCCAAUUUGAAGGAGAAAUAGUACCAAGAAUUUCUUUUUCAAAAGUCAGUGUUAGGAGAUUGCGCACGCUUGUUUCAAAUGCUGAUGUGUUUGGGAAUAUGUUAUCAAAUUUUAAAUGCUUGCGUGUUCUGAAAUUGUCAGGGUUUAGCAUAAUAGAGUUAUCAGAAUCAAUUGGUCAGUUAAUACACUUGAGGUUUCUCCACAUCUCAUGUCCUAACAUCAAAGCAUUGCCAAAGUCCAUCACCAAGCUCUACAAUUUGCAAACUUUAAAUAUUAGAGAUUGCUAUAGAGUCCGUGAGCUUCCAAAAGAUCUAAAAAAUUUGGUUAACUUGAGAUCUAUUUGUGUUAAUAGUUCUGUUUACAUGUGGAGUUUACUGAAAGAUAUAGGGCAGUGGAAAUGUCUACAAAUGUUUCCAUCUUUCUAUGUGAAACAAGAUGCAGGUCAUCGAAUUGGAGAAUUGGGGCAGUUGAAUCAACUUCGGGGAGUAUUAACCAUCAAGGAUCUGGAGAAUGUGAGAGAUAAAGAAGAAGCUAGAAGUGCAAAUUUAGCUGAAAAGGCCAAAAUAGACAAGUUAGGUUUUUACUGGGAUUAUAGUAGAACUAGAAGAGAAGUCAAUUACCAUAAUGAAGAAGACGUGUUGGAAGGCCUCCAGCCUCAUCAAAAUUUGAAAUCCAUAACAAUUGAAGGCUUUGGUGGAAAGAAAUUCCCAUCGUGGAUGUUGAGAAGUUGUGAUGCAAAGGAUGCUUUGUCACUUUUUGACAAUUUGAUUGAAAUAAAUUUUGACGAUUGCACAGAAUGUGAGGAAGUUCCCACCCUCGGACAUCUACCCUGCCUUAAGUUUCUUAGAAUAGUGGGAAUGGAUAAAGUGACCUGCAUAGGAGUUAAGUUUUACACCAUGUACAGUGAUGACAGUUACAGAAAUGCAUUGUUCCCGGCAUUAAGAAAACUCGAAUUGAAGAACAUGAACUGCCUAGUGGAGUGGCAGGAUGUUAUGGAAGUGACAGCAGCACGUGUUGUGUUUCCUUGCCUUGAGGAGUUGACCAUUAAAGACUGUCCUCGACUAAUGAGUGCUCCAUGCAAUUUUCAAUCUCUUAAUAAAUUAGAGAUUGGUGGAGUUUGCAGCACAAUAUUUGAAAAGAUUUGCAGUAAGCUCACAACACGCACAUCCCUUGAUAUUUCUUCAGUGUCAGAACUUGCUUUUCUGCCAAAGCAGAUUAUUUGUACCUCUCUACGUUCGCUUAAGAUAGAAAAAUGUGGGGAACUGAGUCAAAUUCCGGAGGUCUUGCACAACCUCAGUUCCCUUGAGACGUUGGAGGUAAAGGGUUGUCCUAAGUUGAUGUCUUUUCCAAGUAUACAAGCUGCCGCAUCCCUUCUUCGACACUUGGCGAUAUCAUGUGGUGAUGAAGUUCUCCCAACUGGGUUGCAAUUCUGUACGUCUCUUCGAGAUUUGAGCAUAAAUGAUUGUCCUAAUCUGAUAUUGAUUCCAGAUCUACGAGAGUUUCGAUCUCUUACUCAGUUAGAAAUUUCCGGAUGCCCCAACCUGAAGAUUAUUCCAGAUAUAGGAGAAGUGCGUUCUCUUACCCAAGUAGAUAUUUUCAAAUGCCAGAAGUUGACACGUCUACCACAGUGGUUAUGGGAUUGCCGCUUGAAUAGAUUGUCGAUAGGUGGGUUUUGCGAAGAACUGGAUGUUUUCCCCAUUCCCAGUUCCAUGACUUCCAUCCAUGCGUCCCUUAAAUUUCUAUGUUUAUAUGGAUGGACUCGACUCAACUCUAUCCCGGUCGAAAUUCAACACUUCACUGCUAUUGACGAGCUGUCCAUAAGGGAAUUUGAUGGAAUGGAAACUUUGCCUGAAUGGUUGGGCAGCGUUUCUUCUCUUCAGUGUUUGCAACUUUACCGUUGCAAAAACUUGGUGUAUCUGCCAACAAAGCAAGCUAUACAACACCUCUUCCAGUUAGAGAUUAAUGAUUGCCCCAAAUUAAAAGAAAGAUGCGCAAAGGGGAGCGGUGCAGAGUGGUCCAAAAUUUCCGAAAUCUCAUGGCUGUCAAUCGAUGAUGAAUAUAUCAAACGGUAGCUGUGCACAUUAUUCCAACACAGAUGGGCGAAGAAGAAAAAAAAAUGGAGUUAUCUCUUUCGAUAAUUGCAAACAAUAUUCAACGCCGAUUUUUCCAUAUUCCAAUUAUAGAGAAAUUAUGCGGUUAUCUCGUGGGUGCUGUGAAAGAAGGAAAAGAACUGAAAUGCAUUAAUGAACAAAAAAGUUUAGAAAUUGCAUUUUGUAAAAGAUUGAUGGGUUUGCCAGAGGGGUUAGACCACCUCACCCACUUGAACACUUUAAAGGUUGGUGCGUUUUAUGAAGAGUUAUAUGCUUUCCUUAGCCUCAGUUUCAUCCAACACUUGCAGAAGUCCCUCGAAAAUCUAGAACUUAUAGGGUGGACUAAAGUCAACUCUCUCCCAGACGAAAUUCAAUGCUUGCCCUUAAAAGACUAGAUAUAUGGAAUUUCGAUGGAAUGGAAGCUUUGCCUGAGUGGUUGGGCAACCUUUCUUCUCUUCAAAUGCUAUGUUAUUGUUACUGCAAGAACCUGAUGUAUCUGCUCACAGCACAAACCAUGCAAUGCCUCACCAAAUUAGAAUAUUUGAACAUUUAUAAUUGCCCCAAAUUAAAGGAAAGAUGUGAAAAGCAGAGAGGUGCAGAAUGGCCCAACAUUGCCCAUAUUCCAUUUAUAGAAAUCGAUGGGGAAUAUAUCUAAGGGUCACUGCAGAGAUUGGUCCAAGACAGAUGACAGGUGGAAUGGAGCGUAAAUUUGUACCCUUAUUGAUCUUGAACCCCUUCAUCAUGCUUGAUUUCUUACCAACAAGAGGCAUGAUAACCUUCAAAUUCAUGAUUUACAGCAUCUGCCACGGGCUUAAAUUUUUUGUGGAAGAAAAAGAAAGAUACAACAUAUUUCUAGCCAUACCUUGUCAGAGCAGCAAGCAUAGAAUGGUUCCCAUAUAUAGGAUUCAUAUUUUCCUACCUUAAAGUCUCUUUGGCAGUCACUUCAAAGAAUUACUAACAGUUCAUCCACCUAUCAAAUCUUUUGCUGUUAUCAUGGCCUCACCAAGAGCCCUUUGCUCCAGUGACUGCAACACUUCACUGCUAGCUAAGGCUUUUCUUCUUGUCAGUGCUGUUGUCUUAACUAAGAUGCCGUCCUGUUUUGGGUGCUCCAAUUCAUACAAGGAUAAUAGCCUACGGUACUCAGGUCUUGAAGUUAACAAACUUGCUAGAAUCUCGGGUAAAUGUAAACUUCGCUAGCUGAUAAGAGUAGUUGAAAGAGUGGGAUACUCUUUAUUGCCAUUCUGGUCUUCAUUUCCUUGAGCUAGUAUCUUACAGAACAUUAUAAGCUAAAUUCAUCUGAAUUUGAAGUGUGGUAGUCAGUGGAGAAAUCAUUGCUACCUAAAUAAAAGACUCCAAUCUGGAAAAUUGGUGACCUCAUCUGUUGGAACAAUAGAAUGUGUUCUCUAAGUCCCGACUUAGAUAUUAAAGUGAAUGGCCACUCUACCAAGAGAUUUUGAUGACUCCUCUAUCCAACAGUGUGGCAGGAUGGCAUAUUCUUGUUUCACUUGGGCAGUGACAAUUACAAUGAACUUGCCACUUGAGAAGUUACAUAUAUUCACGAGUAUGGCGGCUUUUUGAAUUUCUACAUUUUGCUUUUCCUUAACAAGAAGCCCAUUUGGUUUGCAUGCUACAAUUCGUGUACAUGUUGGAAGAACAAUUCUUUAUAGUAAGCAGAUAAGUGAAUGGCCACUCUGCCCGAGAGAUUUUGAUGACGACUCUAACCAAUUAGAAGAGGGAAAGAUCCAUGACAUACUCCAACAGUGUGGCAAGAUGGCAUAUUCUUGUUUCAAUUGGACUGUGACAAUUACAAUGAACUUGCCACUUGAGAAAAUACAUAUAUUCACGAGUAUGGUGGCUUCUUAGAAGUUUUUUCAAUUUCUAUAUUUUGGUUUCUUCCAUGCCCUAUAUAUAUACUAAACAAGGGAUCUUUUUACUAAAUAGAACUCCUGACAGUUCAUCCACCUAUCAAAUCUUAUCUGUUAUCAUGGCCUCACCUAGAGGCUAGAGCCCUUUGUUCCAGUGACUUCAACACUUAAAUGAUUGCUAAGCCUUCUUCUCUUGUCAAUCUUGUUUUCCUAAGAGGCCAACCAGUUUGGGUGCUCCAAUUCAUACAAAAGUUUGAAGGAUACUAGCUUACAGUGAGCGGAUAAGGCAAUGAACGACCUGAAGUUGACAAAUUUGCUAGAAUCUCAGGACGUUAAAAGCUAAUUGCAUCUGGAUGUGAGGUGUGGUAGUCAGUGGAGAAAUCAUUGCUACCUAAAUAAAAGACUCCAAUCUGGAAAAUUGGUGACCUAAUCUGCUACAACAAUAGAAUGUGUUCUCUAAAUCCUGACUUAGAUAUUAAAGCCUCAUAUUUGAAAUGGUAUGUACGUGGCCCAACAUUUCUUAGGCUUUUAGCAUUGUUAGUUGUUAUAUGCAUGAUCUAAGGAAGGGCCAUUUGCAAGCUGCUAUAUGGAUCUUGAGAUGAUUUGGGUUUGAAGUUUGAGAGAGAUGAAUCUUUUAGAAGACACAUUGAUUCAGACUAUGUCAAGGAUCUAGAUAAGCACCAUUCUACUAUGAGCUACUUACAUUUGCAAAAGCAUUGGUGAGUAGGAGGUUGAUACUGCAGUAGGCUAUUGCAUUGGUAACCACUACAGCUGCAUGCAUGGGUUUGAUUGUAGUCAAAAGGGGGCUCUUUGGCUACAUGGUUUGAUUGAAGACUUGAAAAUUCAUCGUAAGCACAUUUGUCUAUUUUGUGAUGGUCAAGAGUUCCA
Molecule: messenger RNA, 6514 nt
Organism: Quercus lobata
Lineage: Eukaryota; Viridiplantae; Streptophyta; Magnoliopsida; Fagales; Fagaceae
Product: putative disease resistance protein RGA1
Exons: 17
Coding region: 93-3743 (1216 amino acids)
Molecular function (GO): ADP binding
Source: RefSeq, a predicted model, not a curated record